AUGGAACAAUCAAUAAAGCGACCGGCCAAACAGCCAAGCAGAAUGCCUUCUCUUACACGAUUAGCAGCGCGAGCAUUAGUUAAGGACAAAAUCAAGUACUUUGAGGAACUGUCCGAUAAGCUAGCUCCUACUAUUAGGUUAGAUAAAAAACCUGUUUCAUUGCAAAAUAUGCGGGAUGAGGAAUUGAAACUUGCUAGAGUGUCAAAAUAUAAACAACAAUCAUCAUUUCAAAAUUUGUUUCACGAAAGACUAGAACAGAUGCCUGGUAAACGAGAACGGGCACAAAUCACAAUAAACGCGGUUAUUGAACAUACAAUUGGCAAUAGAACCGAGUUCAUUGAUAAGACAUAUGGGCCAUUCAAAAUGGAAGUCCCAAAAAUGGACAAAUCAGAUAUAUACAAGUUUUUAAUGUAUACGCUACUCCAAAAUAACUUCACAGUCUUAUCAACAGAAACUAUAGCCGAAAUUGGGGCUGAUAUUUCGACACAUAAUACUCAGUUCUUCAAAGAUCAUAAAGCUGGUGCUCUCAAACUGAACAAAUUCUUUUUGGACAAGCAGUUUCAGAUUAAACAAAGGGGUUGUAUGGUUGAUUUUGUUUGGCAUAACUGCAAGGGUAAGAAAGGAUUCCAGAAAUACACGUACCAAAAACUAAGUGACGAAUUGGAAGUAUAUGCUCCAAUUUUUUCAAUGAUGUCAACACAAGAGUUAGUUACAUGGGCUAAAGAAUGCCAUCCAAAUGUAUCAAUCCACGCUUAUGAUUCAACAUGGAGGAAAUUUAUGAAACAUAUUGCUAGUGCAUCAAGAGAUAUAAGCCUCGUAUUCUAUGUCAAAGAUCACCAUCUAUACCCCAUUCAAGAUAACCACCUCAAACAGAUCGCUACAAAAGCUAACCAAGGUGGCGCUGAUAAUCUAUGGCGCUACAUGUCGGAAGUCAAAUGGUCAAAUCGAUCGAGUAGCUAUAUUAAGUAUCAACAACUUGUCGAUAAUGCUACUGCUGACAUUGUCAAACAAAAGGACAACAAAACAAACAAACCAACACUUCUAACAAUAGAGAAUCACGUAAUUGUGUUACCGCCGGACACAAAAAUAGAACCCAUAAUUGAAGAAUAUAUGAUACGCACCAAUUAUUUUGUCGAGUAUUUACAUUACGAUAAUAACGGAAGAUUAGACGGUUUUAUGGACCACAAACAUAAUAUGUACAUACUAAACAAUGAUUAUGACAUUAGAAAGGAGAUAUGCAGGAGGUUAUUCAAGAUGUACAAAACACAUGAUUUUAUGUGGUGCAAUCAAUCAUAUACAGCUUUGGCAUCAUCGAUGUUCAAACACAUGAGAGGAUACCUCCCUGAAUCACAGUAUGACACUAAAACACGGGAAGUACUUGAUGAUUUUUAUCCUCGAGCUCUUCAAUGGUGUACAAGUAAGGAAUUACCUGAGUUUGUCACAUCACUUGAUAUCUGCAAGUGUUAUCCAAGUAUCCUGAUUAACAAUACGGAAUCGAUACCUCUCUACACAAUAAAUGAUGUAAUAUUGCCGUACGAUAAUAAUGAACUAGUACCAGGCGAAUACUAUAUCGACGAAUAUGAAAUACCAUUGGGGGACAGCGACGUCGGGAUAGAAGCUGGAUUUUAUAGCAGGCGAACCAUAAAAAUAUUAAUCGAGAAGUUUAAUAUGCCAAAAACACAGAUCAAAUGGUAUAUACCGUCACGGAAGACAUUGCGUUGUGAUACUUUCAAGAACUACCUGUUAGCAAUCUUCAGUCUAUUUCCAGAGUCUGAGGCAAAGUUACUCGCAAAUUCCUUCAUCGGAAAUCUCGGAAAGAGGUAUAGCAGGAAAGAUAGUGGGUUUGUAUGUCAGUCAAUGGAUACUGUUCAAUGCAUUUGGGCUUCAGCACUUGCUGAGAAUCGGAAUAUCACUAUUGACAGUUAUCGGAAUCCUACAACUAAAAAUGAACUGUACCUUGUUAGAGAAAGUAAAGUAGAGCGUAUAUUAUCAGACAAUGCAUCGAUUAACAGAUUUGUCAUCAGUGAAGCCAUCGCUAACCGUCUCGAAAUGAUAUACGAUAAUUGGGAAGAGGAUAGUAAACUAUAUGCUGUCAACACUGAUGGAAUAUUCAUAAGUAACCCAAAAAAUAGUUAUCCAAACAAGAAAGAUGUCGAGUUCAAACCUGAGAAUAUUGGUAAUGUCUAUCAAACGGACAGUAAAUUAGUAUACUUUGAGAAACAUUAUAGGGAGAACUUUAAAACUGACAAUUAUGAUGAUUAUGUGGGCAACGGCGUUAUUUACUAUGGAAUGGCCGGAAGUGGUAAAACAUAUAGAUUAUGUGAAAUGGCAUCUCAGGUCGAUAACCCCAUAAUACUAUCUUUUACAAACAAAGCAGUAGAGAACGUAAAAUCGGUGUUUCGUAAGCUGAACCAACCAGAAUUAGCCAGGCGAUGUUAUACAUUCGAUCUUUAG
Molecule: messenger RNA, 2454 nt
Organism: Porites evermanni
Lineage: Eukaryota; Metazoa; Cnidaria; Anthozoa; Scleractinia; Poritidae
Source: the annotation of a GenBank genome assembly